This is a messenger RNA of Protopolystoma xenopodis, 366 nucleotides long. The record is from the annotation of a GenBank genome assembly. Lineage: Eukaryota; Metazoa; Platyhelminthes; Monogenea; Polystomatidea; Polystomatidae.
AUGGAUGCUGUUCCUGACGAUCUUCUGACAGAACGUGACCACCACUUUCAAGCGCAGCAGCAACGUCGUCGAGCAGUGGGUCAACAGGAUGGUCAAGAGCCAGGUCCCCGUGUACAAAUUAUGAAGAGGAAUGAAGCCAGUUCAAAAGCCAGUGGCAACAUUUCGGCUGCCACUUGUGCAAAUUCAGAUAAUGGAAGCGAAACUAGUCUAUUUUCACAAGUUCAAGAGGUUAGAAUGCGUAGAGUGCCCCCAAAGAGGACUGAGGAUGAAGCACUUCGCGCACGCCAGGCAACUUGGCGAUAUGCAUUGCAUGAGUUGGGUGAGUCUUGCUUAGUUUCUAUUUUAUUUACUCCACUCUAUUUAUAA